CACUAGCGGACAACACUGACAACCACCCCCCUACAAUCCCUCCAGCUCACUCGCAUAGACUCGUCCGUGACCGAAGAAAGGAAGGGCGAAAGAGAGAGGGAGUGAGUACUCCUGACGUCACUGUAGUCACUCUGUCGAAGCCGCGCUCUUUAGAAAGCCAGUCCAGUUCGGCGAGUGAACAGGUUUCCCGUGACAUGGCUCUGUAGCGUGCUCGGUGCAUGUGUUUCAGAAUGCGUUUUCUUCACUGAAGCUCCGUCGGUGCUCAUGUCCACCAUGAAUGGGCGAACCUACGAAAACAACUGUCUUCGCUGCGGCCACACGGUCUACCAGGUAGACAAAGUCGGGCCGCUGAAAGACUUCACAUUUUACCACCAGGGUUGCUUCAAGUGCCUCGUGUGCGGCACAAAACUAACGCUGAAGACCUACUUCAACAACCAGCAGAGUCAAGAUGACAAGGAAGUCUACUGUCAGAACCACGUGCCCAAGACGGGCCCUGGACACCUGGACGGUAUGUCCGUCGGCAUCAAGGCUGCGCUCAGUGUUCCCAAGACAAAUCAUCUAGUGAACGACCAGAUACGAGGAUUCGGCAAAGGAACGUUCGACGCGGAUGCUUUAGGCAUCAAGAGUGCGUUGAAUCACACGAGAAACCAUCACGAGCAGGAAUAUAAACACCCCGUGAGUCGAGCCGGCAGAUUUGAUGCCAGCGCGCUGCACAUCACUCAUGCUCUCAAUGCAACUAAGGUGCACCGUGGACAGUUGCUUUACGAAAGGAAUAUGGACGAAUAUCUGGACCCAGAGACACAACGGACCUUGGAAAUGCGACAUCGCAUGGAAGAGGAUGACCUCUACCGGCAGUUUGCGAAGAAGCGGGCUGAAGAGGAGACCCACAUCACCCACCAAAUCCAGGAAGAAUGGGAAAAGGAACUGGAAAGGCUGACCUACCGGUACCAGCAAGAAGCACGACGAAAAAAGAAGAGCACUGAAGAGGAGCGGGCCCUUAGCAUCCGGCAUCAAAAAGAAAAAGAGGACCUCGAGAAGAACAUGACCAUAAAGCUGGACCGCAAGAAGGAAUCCCUCACACGAAAGCUCCUGGAGCAGGAACGUGCGGCCACUGCUGACCUGGUGGAGAAACAUAGUGAAGAGAUGCUCAACCUCAUCAACGAGAAGAAAGAUGAGCUCAUCAGGAGAGAAGGGAAUGGCUACCUCAAUGACGAGAUCACACCUUAUCCCAGUCAUCCUCCACCACCAACUCCACCCACCAUCUACAAGACAGACAUCUACACAGAUCCAGAUAUCUUUGCAGAGCUCGAUCAAAUUGCGAUUAAUGUUGCUCAAUCUGACCAGAUAACGUUUACGGACUUGGUUCGGCAACUCAUCUCUGAUUCUGUGUCUGAUGUUGAAAAAGCAAGAACAAUAUUCCGGUGGAUUACGGUGAAGAACCUUAACACCAUGCAUUUCGAUGACAAUGUCAUUGCUGACACACCAAUGGGCAUCCUCAGAGGCAUUAAGCAUGGUACCGAAAGCUACCACGUGCUCUUCAAACGAUUAUGCAGCUAUGCCGGCCUUCAUUGUGUGGUCAUCAAGGGCUACUCCAAGAGUGCAGGGUACCAGCCAGGCGUUCGGUUCGAGGACAACCGUUUUCGCAACUCCUGGAACGCAGUGUAUGUAGCUGGCGCAUGGCGCUUUGUUCAGUGCAACUGGGGUGCUCGUCAUUUGGUCAACGCCAAAGAAGUCCCCAAACCCGGCAGCAAAGGAAAAUCAGACUCCCUUCGUUACGAAUACGAUGACCACUACUUCUUGACCGACCCGAGGGAAUUCAUUUAUGAGUUCUUCCCUCUUCAGCCCGAGUGGCAGCUGUUGAAGAGACCCAUAUCGCUGCGGGAGUUUGAAGAGCUCCCAUUUGUGCGGUCGCUGUUCUUUCGCUAUGGUCUCUACUUCCCCGACAACGACACGACAGCUAUGCUCUACACGGACAGCACCGGUGCUGCAACCGUUCGCAUUGGAAUGCCUGAAGACAUGUCCCACAGCCUUAUUUUCCACUACAACCUCAAGUUCUACGAUAGCGACCGGGACUCCUUCGACGGCAUCAGCAUGAAGCGCUUCGUAAUGCAGAGCAUGGUUGGCAACAUUGUGGCGUUCCGCGUGCACGCGCCCUGCUCGGGCUUGCUGCUCCUCGACAUUUUUGCGAAUGCCGUGACCCCGAAGGAAUACCUCACGGGGGAGCCGAUGAAGUUCAAGAGUGUCUGCAAGUUUAAGAUAGUUUGUGAUGACCUUCAGACAGUCAUGGUACCGCUUCCAGACUGCGCCUCUGGCGAGUGGGGCCCCAUGAAAGCAACUCGGCUGUUUGGACUUAUACCCGUGUCACACGAAGACGCGCUCAUAUUUUCCAGCCGGGAACUCGAGGUGCAGUUCAGGAUGACUCGUCCACUGACAGACUUCAUGGCGACCCUUCACAGAAACGACGUUGAGGAAAAGAAACUCUCUAAAUUUGUUUCCCACACUAUCCGUGACGACCUGGUCACGUUCUUUGUCGCCUUCCCAGAGGACGGACAAUAUGGAAUGGACAUCUACACGAGAGAAAUGAUGAAUGGGGAGAUCGAUACCGGAGAGAAACAUUUGCUUACCCAUUCUUGCAAGUACCUCAUCAAUGUCUCCAAGAAGCUCUAAGUUCACGAACCUGACAUUCAAAUGAUGUUGGCUUUAUGUGCGAUAUCAUCCACUGCUCGACGGAAGCAGUUUUUAUUCCAGGGACCGAGAAAUUUCCCAUAGAUAUAAUUGUAGAGCUUGUCUGUGAAUGACUUACCAUGUGGAUGGAAAAGGCAGUGACUUUUGGCUUCUAUGAGGAACUGAAAAGAAAGAAGUGAGUGUGAAGUGCAACGGCCCACUUGUUGGCAGGGGUUGUAUGUAUAUUUGAUCAAGUUAGAUGCAUGCACAUUUGUUUAACUUAUUCACAUUCUUUUAAAACGUUCUCUCGCCAACCUGGUGGUGAAAGUUUCAGUGUCUCGAGGCCUGCAGUGCCUUCAGAAUACUGUAUUUUUUAUACUGUUUUAAGAUAUUUCUAAGUUGCACUAAUUUUCAUGUGCUUAAGUGUAAAUUAAUAAAGUUAAUAUAUACACUUGUA
Molecule: messenger RNA, 3121 nt
Organism: Ornithodoros turicata
Lineage: Eukaryota; Metazoa; Arthropoda; Arachnida; Ixodida; Argasidae
Gene: Hil
Product: hillarin-like
Exons: 7
Coding region: 265-2667 (800 amino acids)
Source: RefSeq, a predicted model, not a curated record